AUGAUCAUGUAUAUAACUAUAACCAUAUAUGUAUAUCUAGAUGAAUGUUACUUCACGGUUGACGCUCUGCCGAUGAGUCAGUCUAACCACGUUGGAAUUUCUGGCAAGGUGGUUCUGGCUGUUGAAACAUACAAAGAAUUUCACGAGAAAUACAAACAUAAAACCGGCGACAAAGAAUUAGUGGCGAAGCAAGAGGCGCCGUACGGUUACGACAGCGUCUGGGCUGUCGCUAAAAUAUUCAAUGAAAGUAUCGCUGAGAUGAAACAUAGGGACACAUACUACAACAACAUAACAAACUGGGAUCUGCUUGCAUUCGAACGCGGUUUAUGCAAGCAACAUCAAUGUGACGCAGGGCUUGGCACGGACCUGCUCUACAGGGACUUGUACACCCCUCCAAUAAAAACUUUGGUCUUGGGGGCAGGCUGUUCAGAUGUCAGUCAGGCCACAGCGCAAGUUUCCCACCUCUGGAAUGUUAUACAGUUCAUGCGGGUUUUUCCUCCCGAGUCCUCUUUCAACAACGCCAAAUUUGAACUUUUAAAAAGUUUCAACUGGAAACGAAUCGGAACCCUACACCAAUCGGCUCAGCUUUUUAGCAUGACAAACCUAGAUUUCGUUGAAAGAGCAUGGGAGAAGGGCAUAGAGAUCCUGGCUUCAGAGUCAUUCACCAAUGAUCCAAUCCAAAAUGUUAAAAAUCUCAAGAAGAGAGAAGUGAGAAUUAUAGUUGGAAAUUUUUACGAGUCCUACGCCAGGAUUAUUUUCUGCCAGGCUUACAAAGAGAAAAUGUAUGGAGCCAACUAUGCUUGGAUAAUAACUGGUUUUUACGGACCGAAAUGGUGGCAAAACACAUCUUCGGAAUUUCCUCACGACUGCACCGUGGCCCAGUUAGAAGACGCCAUACAAGGUUACUUCACGGUUGACGCUCUGCCGAUGAGUCAGUCUAACCACGUUGGAAUUUCUGGCAAGGUGGUUCUGGCUGUUGAAACAUACAAAGAAUUUCACGAGAAAUACAAACAUAAAACCGGCGACAAAGAAUUAGUGGCGAAGCAAGAGGCGCCGUACGGUUACGACAGCGUCUGGGCUGUCGCUAAAAUAUUCAAUGAAAGUAUCGCUGAGAUGAAACAUAGGGAGCAAACUGGAUGA
Messenger RNA from Helobdella robusta, 1140 nucleotides. RefSeq lists its product as hypothetical. The record is from RefSeq and is a predicted model, not a curated record. The coding region runs from base 1 to 1140 and encodes 379 amino acids. Gene Ontology annotation, biological process: G protein-coupled receptor signaling pathway; gamma-aminobutyric acid signaling pathway. Gene Ontology annotation, molecular function: G protein-coupled GABA receptor activity. Gene Ontology annotation, cellular component: membrane; G protein-coupled receptor heterodimeric complex. Lineage: Eukaryota; Metazoa; Annelida; Clitellata; Rhynchobdellida; Glossiphoniidae. The transcript has 12 exons.